This is a messenger RNA of Mollisia scopiformis, 1110 nucleotides long. RefSeq lists its product as uncharacterized. Bases 1 to 1110 code for a protein of 369 amino acids. The record is from RefSeq and is a predicted model, not a curated record. Gene Ontology annotation, molecular function: arylformamidase activity. NCBI's taxonomy places the organism in Eukaryota, Fungi, Ascomycota, Leotiomycetes, Helotiales, Mollisiaceae. The transcript is spliced from 8 exons.
AUGAAGUCUUCUUUAUACACCGUGGUGUCGGCAAUUUCCCUUGUCUCAGCACAUCCGCAUGCCGCUCUAAAUCCUAAAGUUUUGGUCUCAAGACAAUUUAAUACUCAAGAUCCUUAUACGAAUUGGCCUACCUAUGAUCAAUUGCCAUUGGAUCCUUCUUACCCCACCAAAGCUGCUUGGGGAGUUUGGGGCGCAGACGAUGUUCAAGGAGCGUUGAAUCAUAUCACUAAUGCUACCAUUCUUGCUGCGAGGGGCGAGAUUCAGUUGGGGAGAGCUAUUAACCUCAACAUGGAUUUGAACGCUUUCACGACUCCUAUCAAUCCAAACCGGAAACCACUAAAUCAUCUUUUUCAACCUGGAGAUGGGUAUACGGAUGAUGUGGUCGUGCUGAACACGCAAGUCAGUACCCAGUAUGAUGGAUUGAGGCAUUUUCCAUAUUCAACGGAUGGAAACACUACUACAUAUCAAUGGUAUAAUGACUUGAUCGAGAAUUUCGAUCAAGUAGUAGGCCCUGCUCCUACCGAAGUUCUAGGUAUCCAGCAAGCAGCCCAGAAAGGCAUCGCUGGACGGGGAGUGCUUCUUGAUUUCGUAGGUUGGGCUCUGACUCAAAACAUGACCUUCGAUGCAUUUACCGGAUAUGGGAUUAACACUAGCUCCCUCGAUGCUAUUGCGGCUUGGCAAGGUCUACCUUCCAACUGGUCUCUUCCUGGAGAUAUGCUCCUCAUCCGCACAGGCUGGACUAAGGCCUACUUGAAUCUAACAUCGUACAACCAAGAAAUUCUUCCUUGGGAUCCAAAUUUGGGAUCUGUAGGUAUGAAUUGUAGCGAUGAUUCGCUCGCUUGGCUUUGGGAGAAGAAGCUUGCUCUUAUCGGUGCAGACAACCCUGCUUUUGAGAGUUUACCUAUGGACAAAACAAUAGGAGGUGUAGCUAGGAGCUUGCACCAAGUGUUUAUUGGUGGGUGGGGUCAAAGUAUCGUGGAGUUUCUAGAUCUAGAAACCUUGGCAGAAGAAUUGCAUCAAUUAGGGAGAUCAACUUUCUUCUUGACAAUUCAGAACUUGAACAUCAAGUCAGGAAUUGCGAGUCCACCAAAUGCGCUCGCCAUUUUAUGA